AUGAGCAAAUUUUUGUACAUUUUUUUAAUUAUUUCCAUCGCAUCACCCGUUUUUUCGUCAAAUUUUUGCCAAUUAGAGAAAGAAGUUUGUCGAGGAAACCCACAUACGGGAUGUUCGGGUACUGGAUUGCCCACGCCGAAGCCUUCGGAAUGCAAAAACAAGCGAAUUAUUGAAAUUACAUCAGAUUUGAAGCAUCUCCUCCUGAGCGAACACAAUUCGUGGCGAAAUGACUUGGCAUCGGGUCACAUUGGAAAUUUCCCAUCAGCAACGAGGAUGCUCAAAAUGCAUUGGGACGACGAAUUGGCGCUUUUAGCUCAAAAACAUGCGGAUUUUUGUGUUUUUGAGCAUGAUAAUUGUCGUGCAACUGAUAAAUAUCUGAAAUCGGGACAGAAUUUAGCUUUGAAAAUGUAUUCACAUCCGAAGGAGGAUUAUCAUCAAAUGAUCAAGGAAAUGUGCGCGGAAUGGUUUGAAGAGUAUGAGUUGGUGCCAAAGCGUAAAAUUGAAGCUAUUGUGAAGGAAUAUCAACAUCAGUCGAGUUAUGGACAUUUUUUCGUUAUGGCACGCGAAAAAAACGAUGCCGUCGGCUGUGCGUUAGUUUCAAUGGAAAAUACAGAAUUAUCGGCGGCUGUUCCUCAUCAUUUCAUGCUGACUUGCAAUUAUGCCGAGACAAAUAUCAAGAAAUCUGUCGUUUAUGAUCAAGGAAUUGCUGCAACACGUUGCGAUUCAUUCGGAAUUGAGUUUAAACGAGAUAAAAAUGAUUGUACCUCGUUAUGUGAAAGCUCAAAAACGAACGAGGCUUUGUUGGAUAAUAGUACUUUGUGCUACAGAAAAUCGAUGGGAAAUGUAAAUUUUGGCUCCUUAACGACAAUUUUUGUGCUUUCGAUGAUGAAUUUUGCAAAAUAA
Messenger RNA from Culicoides brevitarsis, 903 nucleotides. Its product is annotated as antigen 5 like allergen Cul n 1-like. The transcript has 3 exons. The record is from RefSeq and is a predicted model, not a curated record. NCBI's taxonomy places the organism in Eukaryota, Metazoa, Arthropoda, Insecta, Diptera, Ceratopogonidae. Bases 1 to 903 code for a protein of 300 amino acids.